UGAUGAUCAUCGGCCCAAUCCAAGAACGCUGUCCCUUUUCCCCUCCAUCCUCACUAUCAAACCAAUCUAGAUCCAGAACUCCAUCUCCACUGAUCUCAUGGACACCUCCCCACGAAGCCGAGCACCGCCUCCAUCCCCGGCGGCCAGAGAGAGGCCAGAAUCAUCUGAAGACGACGAUCUCGAUCGGUUCAUGAAGCACGCUCUACGAGUCCCAAACCUAAUCUUGCCCGAUCGGAUCGUUCAACGAGAAAUCGUGGUGAGAAAUCCACCGGAAAUCGAUUGGGGGUCUCUGAUCUCUCCUUUGUCGGAGAAAUCAGUGGCGAGGGAGCUAAGAUCAUCGGCGGCGGCGAUCGGGUGCGUCCAGCUGGUGAAUCAUGGGAUCCCGAGGGAUCUAAUCGAAGAGGCUGCUGUGGCCGCUGCCGAUGCAUUUGGAACCACUCCAGAGGAGAAGAAGAAGGCGGCGAGAUCGCCGGAGCGGAGGUGGGGAUUCGAUGUAGAAGACGACGACGAGGAGAGCUUUUGGUGGGACGGAAGCAGCCUCGAAGAAAUGGCGGGAAUUUCGAAGUGGAAUUCCAACGGUUUCAGAGACAAAAUGGAGAGGCUAUGGUUAGACAUGGAGAAGAUUUGCAACAAAAUCAUGGAAAUACUGAAAGAUAAAAACAUGCAUAAUAUUGAGAAAGAAGUGAAUGAACAAGUGUCAUACUUUUGUGUGCAUAAACACUGUGAAGUUGGUGAUAAGAAUUAUGAGAAUAAGAAUUAUUAUAAAGAGAAACAUGAGAUGAUGAUGAUGCUGAGAGUGUUGAUGAGGAGUUGGGGUUGUUCUCAUGGCCUCGCUUUGCAUGUUCCUUCAAAUGCUACAACAUUUCAAGUCUACUUUAAGGAGAGAUGGCUUUCAUUCACUCCCAAUAAGGAUGCACUUGUUCUCACUCUUGGUGACCAAUUACAGAAAUGUAGUGGUGGCUUCUACAAGCAUGCCAUUGGAAAACAAGUGAUCUUCCACCAAAGUGACAACAAUGUCCCCUCCUCCUCCUCCUCCAUCAUCUCAAUGGCAUUCUUUUAUUCACUUAAUGCAUCAUCAACAUCAUCAUCAUCAUCAUCAUCAUCCAUCACAAAUUCUCAUAAAGAGAAAACAAUCUCUCUUUCUCAACAACUUAUUGUUGCAACAUUCCUAACACUUCUCUUUCACUUGUUUGUCUAUUUGUUUGUUUGAGUUUUACUUUUAAAUUUCAA
Messenger RNA from Dioscorea cayenensis subsp. rotundata (Guinea yam), 1230 nucleotides. Its product is annotated as 1-aminocyclopropane-1-carboxylate oxidase 2. The coding region runs from base 98 to 1210 and encodes 370 amino acids. Lineage: Eukaryota; Viridiplantae; Streptophyta; Magnoliopsida; Dioscoreales; Dioscoreaceae. The transcript has 3 exons. The record is from RefSeq and is a predicted model, not a curated record.